Molecule: messenger RNA, 1859 nt
Organism: Mercenaria mercenaria
Lineage: Eukaryota; Metazoa; Mollusca; Bivalvia; Venerida; Veneridae
Product: 110 kDa antigen-like
Exons: 5
Coding region: 628-1458 (276 amino acids)
Source: RefSeq, a predicted model, not a curated record
GUUCAGGUCAAAUAAUUGUAUCUUUAUACAGUCAGUGCAUUAAAGUAAAUAAGAAAUAUAAUGAACAGGUUAAAGGAAAAGUGAAGUUAAUUUGUAACAAAUUAAUGUGAUAUGUAACUGUUAGGUUAGAAAAAAAGAACGUUCUUGUCUAAUGAUCCAAAGGACUAACUGAACGUGAUAUUUUCUCAAGGAGGUGAGGACUUCAUUGAGCUGUCUUUGAUUUAUGCAGUUAAAUAGGAAGAGAGAACACAUAACGGUGUGUGACAUAUUAAAUGAUAUGCUUUACUGAUGACAGUUUUGAUGGAUUAAUUAUUUUUUAAUGUACAUUGUUUAUUGUUCGAAUUAAAAAGCAAUGUGUAAAGUUAUGUAACUUUCAUAAUUUGCAAACUGAAUACUAUUUACAAAUGACGUACAGUUAAGUUUAUCAAGAGCAAAUCAUUUUAAGCCUAGUUUAGCUCUAGCAUAAUAAUCUGUUAAAGAAUCUAAAAGCGCAUUCAAGUCUUUCUCAAGAAUGGACACUGUGGAACGGGGAGAUAAAGGUAUCUGAACAAUCGGACAACUAGAAACGAAGUGAUCUGAUCGGAUGAGAAUAUAAAAUUUAUAAGCAGAUCCUUGGGAAGGUUGGAAAUGGCGACGAAGAAAACAUUGAAUAUUAAUCCAGUAUUUAACCACAAGAAGUCAAUAGCGUUGGUGGACACAGCCGAGGAUCUAGUGGACAGUUUAGAUAAUUUGUCUGUCUGUCUUAAACACAUAGAGGAAAGACACGUUCAGAAUAAAUCGGAAGAUUCAAAAGGAAAUACAAGUUUGUACGAAAAACUGAAAGAAAAUCUCGAGGUUGCACGAGAUCUCACAGACACAUUGAAGCGGGAAAAAUGGCGAUUGAGCAGACGACAGAUGAGUAUAGAGCUACGAAUGGGAGAACUGGAAGAAUACAAAACACAUCUGAAACAAGAUAUGACGGAUAUGGAUCAGACAAUGGAGUCCCUGAGCAUGCGCAUCAUUCAACUUGAAGACGCUCUUGUUGAAGCUCAAGAAUUGCAAGAGCUCACUGAAGCUGAAAGAGCAGUCACACAAAAACGUCUUGAUGAAUCGGAGAAAACAAUUAAAGAGUAUGAAGACAAAGAAGCAAAGAUGAUAGAGGAAAUUCGCCAACUUAAACUUGAAAGGAAGGACACUGUUUUAAAAAGACAGCAUAAUGAACUGGCCGAUAGGGUUGAAAUUCUCACGCUGGAAAAUAAGAGCCUUAAAGAUCUUAUACGUGAAAAAGAGGAAACUGAACAACAAACAGAGACAACUGCUGACAGUGUAACUGAUAUUUCUAAAAUAAAUGGACAGAAAGAAUCAGAAAACACAGUGACAGAAAAUAGCAAAUGUGACGACAAUAUAGAAGAUCAUAAUGAGCAGAAAUCUCCAUGUGCACCAGUAAUUACACAAUCUACAGAGAUAGCGUAUGUCUGAAUGGACGAAAAACUGCCACAAAACUUUGAAAAACUCUUCCAUUUAUGGUCCAGUUCAGUUUUAUUUAUUUAAUGUUUUCAGCUGCAUGUUUUUACCUUUAGUUCUGAACUAACAUUUUACAUUCGUUUUAACUGUUUAAUUAUUCUUAAUCAUUACUUCACAGAACAGAUUAAGUGGAAAAAAAGAUUCGAAGUUGCUGGAGAAUAAGAAACAUGUUUGAGUUAUCAAAUAAUUUGUGCAAUACGAUCAAAGAGAAUGUAAGAAUCAUACAAAUAGCUCGAGUCAGUCCUGCUGCUCCAGUCCGUUUAACUCGAACGAGAUCUGUAUCACUGUAUUCGAGUUUUGAAAUAUUUAUUUCACAUUUAGUGUUGGGAUAUUUGAUAAUAAACGGUACUCUCGAC